GGUCUGGGAUUCGCACCGACGACAGGCUAAUAGGAAACAGAGUUUUCCAAUGAAACGCCCCGCAUCAGUCGCAAACAUGAAAAGUGAAUUCAUUUUGUUUCAUAGAAUGUAUGCUCGUUCUGGGAUUCGGCGGCGGUAAAUAAAUCUGGGGAAGUUGCUUUAUUCUUGUCUCCUUUUUAGGACUAUAUAAAUAAGGAAAGAGAGCGUCUGAUAAUUCAAGCUGGCUGUGACCUGCAUAGUUGAGGCGGAGGAGGAAGAGAGCACAGCACUGAUAGGAGGACCAACCCAGGAGCUUAUGAUGGAAUGCAGCGACGAAGAUUCUCGUCCUCAGAAAAUCCACGACGAGGACCCGUUGUCCGUGGACAGCCCAGAAACCGCUCACCAGAUUAGCAAAGAUUCAUGGUUUCAAGUGGGAUUCGUCCUGACUACUGGUAUCAACAGUGCUUAUGUACUGGGAUACUCUGGGACUAUCAUGGUGCCUUUGGGUUGGAUAUUUGGUGUAGUUGGUUUGAUCGCAGCCACCGCUAUAUCUUUGUAUGCAAAUACUCUUAUUGCCAAUCUUCAUGAAUUUGGGGGGAGGAGGCAUAUCAGAUACAGAGAUCUGGCGGGAUAUAUAUACGGUAGGAAAGCUUAUUCUCUCACAUGGGGAUUGCAAUAUGUCAAUCUUUUCAUGAUUAACACUGGGUUUAUCAUUUUGGCUGGUUCGGCCCUAAAGGCUGUUUAUGUACUUUUCAGGGAUGACCAGGCCUUGAAGCUCCCAUACUGUAUUGUUAUAGCUGGGUUUGUAUGUGCCUUGUUUGCCAUAUGUAUACCCCAUUUAUCAGCGCUAAGGAUUUGGCUGGGAUUUUCAACAUUCUUCAGCCUAGUUUAUAUAAUCAUAGCAUUCGUGCUGUCGCUUCAAGAUGGAAUCAAGGCCCCAGCCAGGGAUUAUGGCAUUCCAGGAACAACAAGCAGCAAAAUCUUCACAACAAUAGGGGCAGCUGCUAAUCUUGUUUUUGCAUUCAAUACCGGAAUGCUUCCAGAGAUACAGGCAACUGUGAGGAAGCCUGUUGUUGACAACAUGUUAAAAGCUUUGUACUUCCAGUUCACAGUGGGGGUUUUACCAAUGUAUCUUGUCACUUUUGUUGGAUACUGGGCUUAUGGAUCUUCUACAUCUUCUUACUUGCUCAACAAUGUCACCGGUCCGGUUUGGGUCAAGGCGAUGGCCAAUAUUUCUGCCUUUCUGCAGACAGUCAUUGCUUUGCAUAUAUUUGCAAGUCCAAUGUACGAGUAUUUGGACACCAAAUACGGUAUUAAAGGAAGUGCAUUGUCAUAUCGCAACUUGUCAUUCAGAAUUGCGGUAAGAGGCGGCUACCUAGCUAUUAACACGCUGGUUUCAGCUCUUUUGCCGUUCCUCGGAGACUUCAUGAGCCUCACAGGGGCAAUCAGCACAUUUCCUUUGACGUUUAUCCUAGCAAACCACAUGUAUCUAGUGGCGAAGAAGAACAAACUCAGCUCAUUACAGAAGCUCUGGCAUUGGCUCAACGUUUGUUUCUUUGGCUGCAUGUCCGUGGCAGCUGCAGUUGCAGCCUUGAGGCUCAUUUCCGUAGAUUCCAAAGCAUACCAUGUAUUUGCGGAUAUAUGAUGGCUUUCUCUUCUAGUAUCAGAAGAAGAAGAAGAAAAAAAAAAGGAAAUGAUGGUUUUCCCUUCUAGUCUUCUUCCCACAUUUUUUUUUUAAAGAAAAUGUUAUAUAGAGUACUCUCAUUUCACUAAUAUUCUAUCCUGGUGACAUUGCUUAUAAUCUUUGAAUCAACUCUUAUUCUUUUAAAGAAAAAAAUCACGGAUUAAUAGAAAGUGCUCUCAGUAUAAUAAGAUGAA
Carya illinoinensis is the source of this 1857-nucleotide messenger RNA. RefSeq names its product proline transporter 1. Bases 296 to 1624 code for a protein of 442 amino acids. Lineage: Eukaryota; Viridiplantae; Streptophyta; Magnoliopsida; Fagales; Juglandaceae. Gene Ontology annotation, cellular component: plasma membrane. The transcript is spliced from 7 exons. The record is from RefSeq and is a predicted model, not a curated record.